AUAGGAGGUAUCCUAGUUCAGUUUAACAGUGUCUAGACCUGCAACACUCGAAGAAAAUCUACUCUCGCUACCCCGUUUGAGCAACAUCUCAAGAUAUUCCAGCAGCUAGCAGAGGGACAAUAUGAGCAAGUACUCACUCGGAACGGACCACUAUCGCAAUAACUCAUCCUCAGAUGCCACUUACGAAAGUACGGUCUCUGCGAAGAGUAGCGCACUCGGAACUAUCAAACAAUUGGUCUUGGCCGAUAGGAGUCACCAUCAACUCCAUAUCACAGGACUGAGAGGUAUACUCGUCGUCGAGAGCUUCAUAUGGACGUUCUUCCAGACGUUUAUCCCGACAUUGGCCUCCAACCGCACCAACGGACCAGUUUAUCAGGAUCUGCUAAGAGAGAUUCUCAGCGUACCGUUGUGGAACGAGAGUCUCAUAUACAACUUCUUUAUCAUUUUGUCUAUGCGAUCAAUUGCAGUGUCCUUCUUGAGAGUUCCUACGGGACAGACGUAUGCUGCAACAGUCAUACGCCGCAACGUGCGUAUGGUUAUCAUACUAUGCGUUGGAUCCGGAAUGGCAACACUCAUAUUCUCCCAAAUAGGAACGCAGUUCAUUGACAAAUUCAAGAAUGACUUGCCCAACGACUCGAUACAAACGCCGACGGUUGUGCCUAAUGGGGGCGCUGCCUUCAACUCCUUGUUCAAUCUCUUCUGGCUGAGCUAUGAUCACUACAAACAAGCUGCCAAUACAUUCUGGCCAACCAUGACCCUGUGGGCGCCCUCGAUUAUGUAUUUCCAGUCAUAUACUGUCUACUUCAUUAUGGCCAUCCUGCCAUUCACGAGACCGAAGUGGCAUCUGUCUGGUCUUGGCCUGUUUGGACUGGGAUCUUUCUGGAUGGGCUACUGGGGGUGGUACUCAGUCACGGGCCUGCUGUUUGCAGACGUUGCAACCAACCCGACGCUGCGACAAGAACUCCGACUGGGAGUGAAGAUUCGAGAGGAUUGGAGGGUGUCCUAUAUGCCAAUCGCGAUAGCGCUCUUUGCCAUGGGCAUCGCAUUCAAGUACGCAUUCACGGUUCGGCCACAGUUCGUGGAUAAGCUUCUGGUGCUUCAUCCCUACCUUGACCUUUCCACAAGGUACUCGCCGAGUACAGUGGUCGAGAAUGGACCGUAUGCACGGCUCGACGACUGGUUUGUGAUUGUGGGCAUCUUACUCGCAAUUGAGCUCUCUGCAAAAGCUCGGCACCUCCUCACAUUGAGGCCGCUGGUCUAUUUGGGCGAGCGAUCGUUCAGUAUCUUUGUCGCCCAAUGCAUAUUCUUUUGGACUGGCGGCAUUAAGCUGUGGCUUGCACUUCACAAUGAUAAGGGUUUAUCGACAGCUGGUGCUAAUGGAGUGGUUUUUCUGGUGGGGCUCCUGGCCAUUGCUGUCUUUUCGGAGCUGUAUUGGCGACUCGUAGACCUGCCAUCUGUGUGGCUGGCCAAGAAAACCUACACAUGGCUUGUGGAUUAAUUAGAUAGAGGGCGAGGACCAGACCAGUUCGAACUAGUGCCUACCUACAAUGUAGUUCUCAAUAGAGAGGAAAGAGUCAGCACAAGCACCAGGACGACAGUGAAUAGCUAAAUGGAGGUUGUUGUGCCAUCGAACUACC
Molecule: messenger RNA, 1637 nt
Organism: Sphaerulina musiva SO2202
Lineage: Eukaryota; Fungi; Ascomycota; Dothideomycetes; Mycosphaerellales; Mycosphaerellaceae
Exons: 4
Coding region: 122-1498 (458 amino acids)
Source: RefSeq, a predicted model, not a curated record